AUGGCGAAAGGUGUUACUAUCCGUUGGGGACAGCAUGGGGAGGGGAGGGUCGUUACGCUGCCCUGCCGUCCUUCGGUUUCAGGCAGCUCCGAAGGCACGGCAGCGCUACCACAGCUUAUUGCGGACUGCACCCCUGCAACCUUUGGUCAUGACGGUAAAGAUGUCUACGAUCCGUCUUACCGACUUGCCGGCGCCAUGUCUGCCCAGGACUUCACGACCGACUUCUGCCCGUACGAGACAGGCAUCAUCGAUAUGAUCACCCAAAUCCUCAUGAGAUGGAGGGGAUUACGUGCGGAGUUGUACAAGCUUAAUGUGUACUCGGGGCCAUCCGGUAUGUUCAAAAGUCAUGUCGACACGCCGAGAGGAGAGAAGCAGGUGGGCAGUCUGGUUGUCUGCCUGCCAGUCGCGUUCCAGGGUGGCGGUCUGGCAGUGAGGCACGGAGGGCAGCAGAUCGUCCAUGAGUGGUCCACAUUCAUGACGGAUGAGGCGGCGUCCUGUGUGCAAUGGGCAGCUUUCUACAGCGACUGCGAGCACGAGGUCCUUCCUGUCAUCGAAGGGCAUAGGGUAACGCUGACCUACAACCUGUACCUCGCUCAUGGCACGGGAUUGUUGGCUCAGGGUGAAUGGGGCAUUGGCGGACUGCAACCAGCUCAGCUUCCGCUAAGCCAGCAUCUCCGCGAUCUCCUGCUCGCGAAGCCUGUGUUGAUGCCCAAUGGAGGGUAUCUGGGCUUCGAUCUCACGCACCUAUAUCCGCAUACACAUCCGUCUCUGCAUGCUUUCGUACCGCAGAUGCUCAAGGGCGCCGAUUUGGCUGUCUACGAAGCAGUGCAAGCCGCUGGACUGACCUGCGUGCUUGGUGGGUGCAGAAACGACCACCAUUUCGAGCAGAUAGAUAUACUGGACAAGCUCGAUGCGCAGGACAGAAGACGACGUCGCAACGAGGUCACGGGUUGGGGCCGUGAGGCGAUGGUUAAUGCUCUCACCCCACUUCGAGUGGAUGACAGUGGCGACUAUCACGAGCAGGAGGUGCCAUUGGAGGAAAGCUUCGAUGAGGUCGAAGUUAGUAAGGUCAAGGAUCUCCGGGCGAGGGUUGCGAUCAGGGAAAGGAUAACAUGGGUCAAUGUCUCGGGGCAUGAUGCAGCGAAGGAGUUGAGCUUCGCGGGUUUGGCGUACGGCAACCAGGCUGAGUUGAAGGUGAGGUACUCAAAUGUUGCGCUCGUUGCGAAGGUACCCAAUGCUGCUGAGAGAGGCUUGAAGGUGGUUUAG
Baudoinia panamericana UAMH 10762 is the source of this 1266-nucleotide messenger RNA. RefSeq lists its product as uncharacterized. The coding region runs from base 1 to 1266 and encodes 421 amino acids. The record is from RefSeq and is a predicted model, not a curated record. The transcript is spliced from 4 exons. Lineage: Eukaryota; Fungi; Ascomycota; Dothideomycetes; Mycosphaerellales; Teratosphaeriaceae.